Messenger RNA from Auanema sp. JU1783, 813 nucleotides. NCBI's taxonomy places the organism in Eukaryota, Metazoa, Nematoda, Chromadorea, Rhabditida, Rhabditidae. The record is from the annotation of a GenBank genome assembly.
AUGGCUGAGACCAAGGUGGCGACAUUCAACGAUGUCUUCUUUGGACAAUGGUCUCUUCCCAAGACUGAUUCUUUCAUGUCCGAAUUCGUUCCUUUAUCUUUCAAAUUAGCCGUUUUUUAUAUUAUCAGUAUCUUCGUAGGACAGAGAAUUAUGAAAAAUAGAAAGGAAUACAAACUUGACAACGUGUUGGCCAUUUGGAACUUCAUGUUCUCCAUUUUCUCCGGAAUCGCUGCUUACAAACUUAUUCCUGAGUUGGUUUCCGUUUUCAUCAAGGACGGUUUCGUUGGAUCUUAUUGUAACAACCACACUUACUACACCGACCCAUCCACUGGAUUCUGGGGAUGGAUGUUCGUAAUGUCCAAGCUUCCAGAAUUGGGAGAUACUUUGUUCCUUGUCUUAAGAAAGCGUCCAGUCAUUUUCAUGCAUUGGUACCAUCAUGCUGCUACUUUCGUUUACGCUGAGAUGACCUAUGCUGAACAUCAGGCUUGGGCUAGAUGGUCUCUUGCUUUGAACCUCACUGUCCACACUAUCAUGUACUUCUACUUCGGAAUUCGUGCUUUGAAGAUUAGAACACCUGGACUUGUUGCCAAGUUCAUUACUACUAUUCAAAUUGCUCAAUUCGUCAUCAGUUGCUACAUCUUCGGACAUUUAGUCUACAUCAAGAGCUUCGACGUCAUUCCCUCCUGCGCCGUUAGUUGGAAUGUCUUACUUAUUGGCGGAGUUAUGUAUCUCAGCUAUCUCUACCUCUUCGCUCAGUUCUUCUACAGAGCUUACAUCGUAAAGAAGCCACCAACCAAACAAAAAACCAACUAA